Rotaria socialis is the source of this 3309-nucleotide messenger RNA. The record is from the annotation of a GenBank genome assembly. NCBI's taxonomy places the organism in Eukaryota, Metazoa, Rotifera, Eurotatoria, Philodinida, Philodinidae.
AUGACUGAUCAAAAUCCAACUAUUCAACGAACUAUUGAUCGAUUUGAUGAUAUUUUUCAUCGAUAUGGUGAUGAUAACGAUGAUGAAGACGAAAAUAUCAGAACACAGUUUGCUAAUUCAAUAUCGCUAUUUGAUUCAGAUGAUGAAAACAACCAUAAUGAUUAUAAUAUGUUUAUCGAUACAAUUGAUGAUAGUAUUGCUGUUAGUGAACAACAAGAACAUUUAUCACAAACAUUAAGUCUACUUUCUAUGUUUGCUGAAGAUCAAGAAGACAAUGAAAAACCUAUGGAAGAAAUUGAAUUGAUUCCAAAGUAUUUAACAAAAAAUUAUAAAGCUUUCGAUGAAAUGAUUAGUUCUCUAAUUCGAAAAUCAUCUACCUUGAUCAAUAUUGAAUCUUUAAGAGAUAUAGCUUUUCUUAUUCAUCAAAUAGAAUCUGUCAAAUUAGAUCGACUAUUAUGGACGAUUUAUUUACAAUCAGGUACUGGUGAAUUAAAAUUAAAAAGAACUAUGAGAACAGGAAAUUCAAAUUUAAAAAAAAUUUUCUUCUGUCCUGAAGAAGUAAAACAAAAAAUGUUUACACAUGGUCAUACAUCAGCUACUGAUCCCAAUGGCAAUCUAGACCAUGAUCCCUGUAUCGUGUUUGUCAAUCGAAUAUUAGAAAAUUUUCAAAAUCAACUUCUAGAUUAUCAAUCUAAAUUAGAACAAAUGAAACAAGAAAAAUUCAAGUAUAUUUUAACCAAUGAAAUUGAACAAGGAAUUGAAAAAUUUAUUCAACAAUAUGGUAUGUCAAUCUAUAAAAUACCCAUUGAAAGUUUAAUAUCAAUUGUUGAAUAUGAUUAUAAAGAUCGAUUGAUUGAAUUCGAAUUUGAAAAUGAAAAUCCAAAUGAAUUUCAAAAAGAAAUCUUUAACAAUAUAUUUAAAGUUAAAUCUCAGAAAGAAAUUUCUAAAUUUGAAGCUGCCAUUUUAAAACAACGUCUUGCUCAUAAUCAUCUACCAAAAGCUUUUCAAUCACUUGAUAUACCUUCUCCGUUAUCAUUAAAGACAAUUCAAGAUGACAAUAUUCGUCAACAUCUACAAGAUCGUGCUGAAAAAGUAUUACAACGAACAAAAUGUCAUAUGAUAUUAGUUUAUUUAGCAGUAGCUGAAACAAAAAUGAAUGAAUAUAGAAUCAAUUAUGAUAAACUAAUGUCUGAAUUGCAAUUGAAUCAAAAAUCGGGUUCAAUACAUCAAAAAUUAAAUGAAAAAAUGUUCAAUUUGAUGGAAGAACGUUUUAAAAAUAUUAAUGAACAUCUUAUACGGCUUUAUCGAUUAAAAAUAUGUUUUUUUCGACAAUGCUCCAACGGUCAAGAAUUAGAUUUGGUUCACCGUUGGAGCAUCAUUACUGAAAACAAAUCAAACUUAACUUGUUCACCUAGUCUUAUUCAACACACCAAUCGAUAUCAUUUAACCGAUGAACAACGAAACUUUCUUAAUCGUGGUCCAACUUAUGUACCACCUUGUCAAAUACAUAUUCUUUCAAAAUCAUCUUUAACAACACUUGCCGAAAUUCUUACUAAAAAAAUGGCACCUCUACGACGAGAUCUAACUGCACUUUUUACUAAAUAUCCUGUCGAUUUAUCGAGACGAAUAAAUUUUGAAAAAGAAAUUCAACAAUUAUUUCAUGAAUCGUUUCUUCAACCUAUACCUCGUGCUCUUGAAGAACGUGCUCUAUAUGAACAACAACUAUUGAAAUCAAUUAAAUAUCAAUUAGAAAAAAAUCAUCUUAUUCUUCGACGAACAGCUAAUCAUCAAAAUAUGUAUUAUCUUGGUCAAAUUGAUGAAUUUCAACAGAAAACAAUGGAUUAUAUGCAACAUUCAACGGCUACUUAUGAAUUCAUUGGAACUAUCGAUGAUUUCAAUAGUGAACAAUUUUAUUUGGAAAAAAUUCUUCAAUCUAUUGAUUCUGAUUUAAAAAGUCUUCUUCAACGAAAACUCAUCAGUAAAGAUCUUCAAAUCAAAUUUAUAAUUAAACAAUCUACUAAGAUUCAACUUCCAAAUCUCGAUUUUUUACCUGAUCUCAAUCAGAAUGAUUCAAUCAUAGUUCAACCAAGAUUAUCUUCUUUUCAGUGGAGUCCCAUCGCUCUCAUAGCUAAUUAUCUUGAACAACUUGUUAAACCAUACUUUGAAAAUUGCUCACAAUCAACAAUAUUUCUUGAUGAAAAUGAUUUUAUAAAAAAACUAGAUUAUUAUUGUAUACAACAAGGUCUUCUUCAACGGACAACAUAUUUUGUUACGUUUAAAAUUCUUAAUCUAUCAACGGAUUUAAAACAUUCAACACUUCUUCGAACAUUAAAUCAAUUUCUUAUCAAUCGUAGUAUGACAGGUCGAUAUGGUAAAUUAUCAAGUGAAACAAUUGAAGAAUUAACAGCAUUAAUUUUAAGAAAUCUUUUUUUCAUUUAUAAAAACAAAAUUUAUCGUUAUAUCAAAGGAUAUCCAUUGAAUUUAUCAUACCUGGAAUUAUUAAUGAAUAUUUAUCUCUAUGAUUGGCAAUUAACUCUUGUUCGAGAAUUUCGUCUACGUGAUCUCUUCUAUGGUCGUUGUCAACAGAGCGGUUUUUUUACAUGGCGUGAAUCACUUGAUCUUCUACCGGUUCUAUUUGAAAAAGUUCAAAAAUCAUUCGAUUCAAAUAUUAAACUAAUCACAUGUACGGGUAGUAACGUUCAAUUUCUUGAAAUUUCCAUAGAAAAUCGACAAGGUUCACUCUAUACUCGAAUUUCACAUGAUCAACAUAGUCGUCAACAACCAUUUCUAUUACCAUAUACAAAAGAUCAUCCACGAUUAUUUCAUCGACAAUGGUUUCAAUGGAGUCUUAUUCGUGCUGGUCUCCUGUGUAGUUCAUUUGAAGAUUUUGAAGAAGAACGACGUUAUAUUGAAGCAACAUUUCUUGUCAAUGGAUAUUCAUUAGAUUUUGUUGAAUAUCAUCUACGAGAAUUUUAUGCCAAAUUCUAUCCUAUUCAACAGCAACAACAACAAAAACAAAUUAUUUUAACGAAAUUAACAUUUCCUAGACUUCGUCGUGAAUUAUUUCGUUUUAUUGAACAAGGAAAAAUUCAAUUAGCUAAUAAAUUGCAAUUAAAACGAACACAUAAAUUAAUUCAUCUACAUUAUUUAUUCGAUUGGGGUUCUCGAUGUCAAUUCAGUAGAAAAUUUUAUGAACUAUGGUCAUCCAUGAUAGAACAAGAUCCACAAUUUAAAAAAUAUGCAAUAAAAAUUCAACUUCAAACAAAACAUUGUUAUUCAUCCAAUACUUUUCUUGCUCAAUCCAUUUAG